Ipomoea triloba (trilobed morning glory) is the source of this 990-nucleotide messenger RNA. RefSeq lists its product as uncharacterized. Lineage: Eukaryota; Viridiplantae; Streptophyta; Magnoliopsida; Solanales; Convolvulaceae. Bases 1 to 990 code for a protein of 329 amino acids. The transcript has a single exon. The record is from RefSeq and is a predicted model, not a curated record.
AUGGCUCUUGAGGAUGAAGAGGAGGCAUUCGAACCAGUGCAGUUGGAGAAUUUGGACCCGCCGGCUGUUGUGGCCGAGACUUGGCCGGUUGUGGGGCGCUUUCUGACGGAGAAGAUGGUGAAAUUGGAGUACAUGAGACAGGUGUUAGCGUCGGUGUGGAAGCCGGUCAAGGGCGUUCAGAUCACGGAGCUGCAUCCGAAUUUGUUUAUGUUCGUUUUCUUUCAUGCAUCAGAUAUGGAGUACGUGCUAGACGAAGGUCCAUGGUCUUUUGAUAAUUGUACACUUGUCUGCCGACAAGUUAAGGACGGAGUCUUGCCUGUGGAGGUUCCGUUGGAUUCAGUAGACAUGUGGAUUCAGCUGCAUGAUGUUCCCAUAGGCUAUACAUCCAGUAUAAUCCUUGAGCAAAUUGGGAAUCAUCUUGGCAGGUUUGUAAAAGGUGAUGAUCGGUUCUCGGAUGCACCAUGGUUGGAUUUCUACCGUAUUCGGGUAGCCUUGCCUGUCAAUAAACCUAUCAAACGGCGAAUGAAGUUGCUCAAACGCGAUGGAACCUGGUGCUGGAUCACGUUUAAGUACGAGAGAUUGCACAGCUUUUGCUUCUUUUGCGGGAUGAUGGGGCACACCUAUAAGUUCUGUCUGAAAGCAAGGGAAGCAGCAAUUCUGGUCAAUCAAUUCCCUUUCGGGCCGGAACUGCGUGCGGGGCAGCGUAGGGGUCCAAGGGCUGUAGGUAAUAGCUGGCUGGUUCCGGUUGGCGGGUCGCCGCGGGCGGAAUCUGUUGUUGAGGCGUCGGCUGGUGUUCGAAACAAUGCUGUUUUGGCUGUUGUUGCGACGGGGAGACGUGAAGGGGAGACGGGUGUGGUGGCGGUCUCCAAGAGGCGGAGGGAAGGGUCGGGUGGAGGGGCUCGGUGCCAGGGCAGUGAUGUUGUCAUGUCCGAUGUGCCAAAAAACUUGCAUGUGGCGGGUUCUGGUCACCAGACCCGCCCUUCAUCAUGA